Rhododendron vialii is the source of this 1569-nucleotide messenger RNA. RefSeq lists its product as uncharacterized. NCBI's taxonomy places the organism in Eukaryota, Viridiplantae, Streptophyta, Magnoliopsida, Ericales, Ericaceae. Bases 323 to 1342 code for a protein of 339 amino acids. The transcript is spliced from 4 exons. Gene Ontology annotation, cellular component: chloroplast. The record is from RefSeq and is a predicted model, not a curated record.
GUGCUGCACCAGCACUUUCUCUCUCAUUCUCUUUUCAAUAUUUUCCCCCCAUCGACAUUAUUGACUUUCUUUGUUUAUUUGGUUUUGAGGGGAACACGUGGAACGCAUGGGGAGUGGGUGCGUGCAAAGGGACCGGUUCAAGUUCAACCGUUCAACAACCAUUCUGACCGGCAACCCGACCUCUUAACCGGCUCGGGUCCCAUAUUACCCCGGCUUUUGUCUGUGUUCUCCACACGAAUUGUUUCUUUCUUCUCCUCCAGCUUUGGAAUAUCCAGCUAAUACCACAACUCUUUCCGACGAAGUUCUCAGCGAAAAGGAAGCAAUGGACUUUUUCUUGAAGGGGAUGAAUGAUGGGACAUCCGAGUGCCCCUUUAAUAGGCAAGACAUCCUAAGAUGUCCAUUUUUAAGGAACAUUAACAAGCCCACUAGCUUCUCAUUCUCUGCGGUGAACAUCCCUAUUCCUUCAAGGGGAGCCAAAGGUCCAAUUUUUGAAGACGGGCCCAACUUUGAUAGGGCUUUUAAAAUCUUUCAUGGGAAGGAUGGAGUAGUCCCGCUCUCGGAGAAGUCUUAUUCUCGUGACAACAGCUUUGAACCUCAGCCUGCACCUCAGUCUGCACCUCAGUUUAACCCUUUAGCUGCAAAGGCUGCCACCAUAAGUUUGACGGGAUUUGGGCCAGGGUGGCCAUUUGGAUUUGAUUUCUUCAAUAAGAACCGGAAUAAUCAAAAAAAGAACUCCGGGUCAUCGAAGAACAGAGACCCAUCUUCUAAGGGACACGAGGCGCUGGGAAAUGAGUGGUUAGAAACUGGUAACUGCCCAAUCGCCAAGUCUUAUAGAGCAGUCAGCGGUGUUCUUCCACUCGUCGCGAAAGCUUUUCAGCCACCACCUGGCAUGAAGUUCAAAUGCCCUCCAGCAAUAGUUGCUGCCCGAGCUGCCCUGGCCCAGACUGCCUUUGUCAAGACCCUCCGCCCUCAGCCGCUUUUUUCUAAGAUGCUCGUGAUCGGAUUGUUGGGCAUAUUGGCUAACAUUCCUCUGGGGAUAUGGAAGGAGCACACUACAAAAUUUUCUCUCUCAUGGUUUGCAGCGAUACAUGCAUCCGUGCCGUUCAUAGCGAUGCUUAGGAAGUCUGUUUUGAUGCCCAAGAAUGCUAUGGCGGUAACGAUUGGGGCUUCUAUUCUGGGACAGGUCAUUGGGUCUAGGGCAGAGCGUAUACGUCUGAAAGCUAAGGAGGAGAGAGAAAAGGCAGCUAAUGCAGGUGCUCAUUGCGGCACAGAAGGACUGAAGUGGGACCCGCUUCCGGUCAAGGUUGCUGGCCCCGGGACGGCAGCCAACGUGUGUUUCUGAGUGUGCGAUGGCCACCGAAAAAAGUGAGUACUACUAAGUAGUAUUAGAAAUAAAAGAGUGGGUUGAAAAAUGCUACUAGGUGUGUAAAGGACCAAGAUUUCAAGUUAUGUAUCAUGAUUAUAAUUCUUUUCCUUCUUUUUGAGACAAACUAUGGAAUUCAUAUGUACCGCCAUCACUGUACUAUUGAGAUAUUUCUCCAGUGGAAAAACACCUUUAUUUCUAUAACA